GCAUCAACGUGACAUUUUUUGGAAGUUCGGGGCAUUGUCGACUUUAAAUUGGAUCACCAUGUUACAUUACAAAACAUUCGAAGCAUGCGUGGCGGUUGAUGAUAUUCAAUUGGAGGAAUAUGGCGUUGAGGUGUUCGAGGAAGAGAACAAGGUAACAUGUUGGAUUGCUUCUGAAGCUGGAAAACAGUUUGCAGUGAAGUGGCAGGCCACCGUUGGGGACAAUUCAAAGCAUAUUCAAGGAAAGGGGGUAGCGGGUCUGGUAAUGUUGGAUGGAGUCAAGUGUGGCGGGCGGUUGAUACCAUCGGUGCACGGACAAAGACGAGUCGAGACAAUCACUGCAGACUCGGUCGCAAUUUCUCGCACGUCUGUUAGGUCAUUCUUAUUUUCUCAUCUCAGCCUUACGGGUAUGUUCCACGUAUUACUUGUAUAUUUAUUAACUACAAAGUAUGCAGACGAUGAGGAGUAUCUACAUUCAGCGCCCAAGGGGCUUGGUGAAAUACAGCUGGAUUUUUGGGAUGUCCUGGGAUCAGGAGAGUGUCCGAUGCCAGAUAGAGAUGUGAGAACCGGGGAAGAAAAGAUUCACGAGCGUUCCAAGAAGGCAAUGACCCACUGUGUCAAAUUUGGUGAAGCGAGACCAUCAGCAAGUCAAAAUGUGGCGAUGGUGAAGUAUCUGAACCCCAAGCCUUUCGCUACGUUUGUCUUCAAAUAUAGAGCUUCUGGUAUGCUCAGAGCAAAUGGAAUCAUACCCACCAGAGCGGGAGAGAAGAGACCCGCAGAUGAAGAGCCUGCAGUUGAGAUUAUUGACGAGGUGAUUCAUGAUAUCAAAAAUGAGCAGGAUGGUGACCUGGUGUAUGACGAGUACUCGAGGCAAAUCCAAGCCAUGAAGGACAAGGUUAAAGAACUCGAGGAGAAGCGUUCUAAAACAAAGAGUCGCCCAACGAAGAAAGUCAAAACAGAAUCUCGUCCCUCGAAAGUAUUCCAGUCUGGAGAGAUCAUCGACCUUACGUAGCCCUCUAAUUUCAAGCGGUCCCAUUCAUACUUGUGAUGUUGUGGGCUUUCGUCAUUCCUUUUUCUUUUCUCUUUUCUCUUCAAUUCUUGACAUACGCAUCGCAUUUCUUGUCAGCAUCACCACGCAUUUCGCCAACGCUAAUCAAUUUGGUAACUUAAAGAUCUUGUUCUCUUUGUUGCAAUUGGCGGCCGUCUACUUCAUCUUCAUAUUAGCAGUUGUGUUAAAGUCAGCACGUUUUGCUGUAGGAAGCGUCGAACGCCUUCGAACUCUUGUUCUUGGAUUGCGAAUGUGAAGGUAUUACGCCAGAAUAUUUCGUAAUGAGUAAUGCGUCAGUUCUAGUGUUUUUAUUAUACUUUCCCAAUCACUACCUUUGCUGAUCACCUAU
Serpula lacrymans var. lacrymans S7.9 is the source of this 1394-nucleotide messenger RNA. RefSeq lists its product as uncharacterized. The coding region runs from base 59 to 1009 and encodes 316 amino acids. The transcript is spliced from 6 exons. NCBI's taxonomy places the organism in Eukaryota, Fungi, Basidiomycota, Agaricomycetes, Boletales, Serpulaceae. The record is from RefSeq and is a predicted model, not a curated record.